AUGGUCAGUAUUAUAAAGACACUUACUACAAAUAAUAUUGUUCAUAUGGAUUUAAAACUAGAUAAUUUUAUUUUAUUUGAACGAACACUUAAAAUAAUUGAUUUAGUGUACCAGAAGUAUUGGCAAGAUUGUUGUGUUCAUGGUCGCCCUUAUGGUUCAAAAGCUGAUGUUUGGUCCUUAGGUGCUAUUGUUUAUUAUAUGCCUUAUGGCAAACCAUCAAAAUAUAAUCCACGAGCAGCAAAUCCACCACAUGGAUAA
This is a messenger RNA of Rotaria sordida, 258 nucleotides long. The record is from the annotation of a GenBank genome assembly. Lineage: Eukaryota; Metazoa; Rotifera; Eurotatoria; Philodinida; Philodinidae.